GUGUGUGUGUGUGUGUGUGUGUGUGUGUGUGUGUGUGUGUGUGUGUGUGUGUAUACAGGGAAGUAGCUCGGCACGGUAAAGGCGGCGGCAGGCUGAACGUUUGUCCGGUUUACCGACAGAACCCCGGUAGAUAAACAGACCCCGUGUGACGGAGACAGACAGGCCGCUGACUGCUCACCCUCUGCCCGGCACAAAGAGCCACCAUGACGGCCGCGGUGUUCUUCGGCUGCACCUUCAUCGCCUUCGGCCCGGCCAUCGCUCUGUUCCUGUUCACCAUCGCCCGGGAGCCGCUGCGGGUCAUCUUCCUCAUAGCAGGAGCGUUUUUCUGGCUCGUGUCUCUGCUGCUGUCCUCUCUGGUUUGGUUCAUCUCGGUUCAGAUCAGUAAUAAAGACAGCGCGGCGCAGCAGAAAGGUCUCCUCAUCUUCGGCGUGGUGCUGUCCGUCCUGCUGCAGGAAACCUUCCGCUUCGCCUACUACAAACUGCUCAAGAAAGCCAAUGAAGGCCUCCUCACUCUCAGUCAGGAGGAAACCAUGCCGAUCUCCAUACGGCAGCUCGCCUACGUGUCCGGCCUCGGCUUCGGCUUCAUGAGCGGAGCGUUCUCGGUGGUGAACAUCCUGGCGGACUCCGUCGGCCCAGGAACUGUGGGGAUCCACGGAGACUCGCAGCACUACUUCCUGUCAUCAGCCUUCAUGACGAUGGCCAUCAUCCUGCUUCACAUGUUCUGGGGCGUCGUCUUCUUCGACGCCUGCGAGAAGCAGCGCUGGUGGGCGGUGGCUGCCGUCGUCAUCAGCCACCUCAUCGUUUCCUGUCUGACCUUCCAGAACCCCGAAUACGUCGCCAGCCUGGUCCCCACCUACGUCAUCUUGUUCCUGAUGGGCGUCUGGGCGUUCUACUCCGCCGGCGGCUCGCUCAGGAACCUCAAACUCUGCCUCACCUGCAAAGACAAGGACUUCCUGCUCGCCAACCACCGGCCCAGAUAACGGCAGCACGCCCAAAAACCAGUGUGCCGGACUCUCAAUCCAAAGAUCACCGAGUUCACACACACACAUGAACGCACACACACUGAAUACAGGGGCGUUCAGUCCUCUGUUGAUCUGCUGUUUCACUUAAGAUCAUCGUCUUAAGUCUAAAAAAAAUUAAAGCAGUGAAAGUUCCUCAAAGGAACAAAGACGGGCGAUCCUUUUGAUUCAUGUCAGUUUGUGUGGAUUUAAUUUCCAUCCAGUGACGAGGUUCUCCUCACAAACACACAUCUUCCCCUCCUCCUCCUCUUCCUCCUCCUCCUCUUCCUCCUCCUCCGUUUGUCGCCUGAUGCACUAAAAGAAACAGCAGAUAACUUUACAUUCUGUACAUACUCUGUUUUCGACUUUUUCUGACAGCUAUCUUCUUUCAAACGUGUCUUUCAAAGGGUGGAUUUAUCAUUCAUGAACAGAACAAACUCUCUGUGUAUAUAUUUAUGCAUUUUUAAUUCCCCGAUGUGUAGAUAGAAGUUUUAGCUUUUUUUUUUUUUUCAAGAUGUGAUUCUCUGUCAGUCUUUUAGCCUGUGGACGAACCUGCCUUUGAUUUGAACACAGAAGCUGAGAGGACGGACGGAUGUUUGUUUUUGUCUCGUUAUCUUGAGCUCACGACUUUAUGGGAUUUAUGACUUCAAUAAAUUUAAUUUGCACAUCUCUGUCCUGCUGCUGUUUCCAUCCCGAGAGGCGAGCAGCUCCGACUGAGAAGAUUCAAACGAUCUGAUUCAGCUGUGAUCUUUUGAAAAGCGUUUAAUCUAAAUGCGUAACAAGAUACAGAAGUCGUUAUCUGAAGGUAACGAGUCAAAUUAAACUCUCAGCUUCCACGUGAAUCAGCAUUGUAUGGAUUAGGAACAGUCAUGUACUUUGUUUCUCACUCCUCUGUGUACACACACACGGUUAUGAAUUCAUAAAUAAGACCAUGAACAGGU
Molecule: messenger RNA, 1939 nt
Organism: Larimichthys crocea (large yellow croaker)
Lineage: Eukaryota; Metazoa; Chordata; Actinopteri; Sciaenidae
Gene: aph1b
Product: APH1B gamma secretase subunit
Exons: 6
Coding region: 204-980 (258 amino acids)
Biological process (GO): protein processing; positive regulation of catalytic activity
Cellular component (GO): membrane
Source: RefSeq, a predicted model, not a curated record